UUCUGUACCAAUUUUCCUUUUUUUCUGUUCAGACUCGUUCACCAGAAAUUAUCGAAAUAGAACGCUGGAUCUCUUCGGGGGACAUGCCUGACGUCGGAAUUUCGGUGGUUCCAGAGCAGGUUAGCAUCGUGAACUCCCUGAAUAGGUGCAGGUUUGUUUCGUUUUUCUGAUUCAUUUUUGGAUUUCUGGUUCUAUUUUGUACCUUCGACAAGAUUUUUCAGAUCUGCCUUCAGCUUUUCGAUAUUUAGAACAAGUUUCGUAGUUACGGAUGGUGGUCGGGGGGAAGCGUUUUGUUUAGGGUUUCUGUGCAGCUGCUUUUGUGCAGUUUUUUUUUUUUUUUUGGGUUGGAUUUUAGGUUCUGUUUUCUCGAUUUCCGGAGGAAAUCCUUGAAUUUGGGGAUUCUGCUUCGGUUGUUGAAUGAAAUGAAAGGGGACCUUGUACAUGAUCGGCGUGGGAAGCUGGAGAAGGAUAGGGUGCCUUCGGGAAGAUUGAUCAUCAAGAAGAAAGGGGAUGAGGCGAGUACUGCUGUUUCUUCUGGGAAGCAGAAGCUGUUAUAUUCGAAGAAAGAGAAGAGAAAGCGGUUGAUACUCACUGAUUCUGAAUCUGACAAGGACGUGUUAGUUUCUCCCCGUAGAAAGAUUGUCCGUGGAACCACUCGAGAUAGUAAUGGUUCUGCUGCUCCUAAAAAUAGUACUGUAGAUUAUUCUAAGAGCAAGGGAGAUUUUGAAAGUGGUAGGAAGAAGAAAACUAGGUCUGAACAAAUUAAACAUAGAGAUGAUGCCAAAAGUGUUAUGAACGGAUUUGCUGAAGAUGAAAUUGGAAGCAAGAGAAGUAGGCUGGAUGUUUUUGAAUACACUGAUGAUCCCAUAGUUGACACAAAAAAGCUUAGGAAGUCGCCUUUUGAUGGUGUUGCAAUUGGUACUGGCGGGCACAGCAUUUUGAGUUUGAAAUUUCGGGAGUCAAGUGGUAGGCGGAGGGAACUUGGAAACGAAGGUAGCAGAAGUACAGUGGUUGAGAAGAGGAAAAAAACUGUUUUUGACAGGACUAGCACUGAACAGGAAAGAGGAACAGAUUGUUUGGAUAAGAAGAACAAGUUUGAGGGAAAAAGAGAUGGACCAUUUCAAUCUGUUGGCAUGCUUAGGGAAAAGUCAAGGGAUUCUGGUGAUGAAACUAUCAGGCUGCCUGGGAAAAACGGUGUUUUGAAGGUGAUGAUUAAGAAUAAGAAGAAGGUACUUGGAUCUGAAAAACCUUAUAGUUACCAUGACACAGAAGAAAAUGGAAAGGAUUCUGAGUCUGGAGACACUUCCAUUUGGAACACACCACUCUAUCCUCUCUAUUUGAAAAACAAAUCCCGCGAUGAACCGGAUUCUUUUGUAACAAAGAACCAGGUGAAUCUGCAGAAAUUCUCACCAGCUAAGAGCGAGAAAGCCUGUGAUUGGAAAAUGGAGGACAUUGAUGCAUCAUCAAAGUUGGAUUCAAAGGAGAUGGAUCUAUGUAGUUCCAAGAAAGUGGUAAAGAGCAAAGCAAAGAAGAAUCUAAACGAUGAAAUCCCUUCACCAACUCAAAAGGAGGGAAGAGAAAAGUGUUCGAGCACAAAGAAACAGUUAUUACGAAAUCACAUUCGAGACAUGCUUCUCAGUGCAGGCUGGACAAUUGAUUGUAGACCUAGGAGGAACAGAAACUACUUUGAUUCAGUGUACAUCAAUCCUGCGGGAACGGGUUACUGGUCAAUUGUAAAUGCCUAUGAAGCGCUUAAAAAAGAAUAUGAAAAGAAGAACUCUGGCAGCGAGUCUAAUAGGAUCAAUUUUCCUUUUACUCCGAUACCAGAUGAAGUGCUUGGUACACUAACAAGGCAGACACGUAAAAAGAUUGAAAAGGAAAUGAAAAAGAAGCUCAAAAACAAGAAAGGGAGUAAGAUUUCAGAAGAAGCCAGACAAAAGAAAUCUGCCAAAAAUAAGCACAUUAUAAAGAGGACCGGGAGAAGCAAAGAUGGAGGAACAAUGAGUUCACUAAUCAAGCAUACUGGUAAGUUGCUGAAAGGGAGAAUAAAGGAUAAUGAUAAGGGGCUAGCCAAGAUUCAGAAAUCUACUCAAUCUUCUAAAGAAGUGGAUGAUGCUGAAACUCUGCUUCAUGAAGAGAGCAAUUCGAGUGUUAUCUCACACAAGGGAAUUCAUAUGCUAUCAGGAAAGAAAAAUAAAAAGCCAAGUCGUUGUGCUUUGUUGGUUCGCGGGUCCAACACUGGUGUAAAUCCAGAUGGUGAUGAUUUCAUUCCAUACUCUGGAAAACGAACUGUGCUUUCCUGGCUUAUUGAUUCAGGAACUGUUCCUUUGAGUGGGAAAGUGCAGUAUAAGAAUAGAAGGCGCACACGAGUGAUGCUGGAGGGUUGGAUUACCCGGGAUGGCAUUCACUGCGGAUGCUGUAGCAAGAUCCUCACUGUUUCAAAGUUUGAGAUUCAUGCAGGAAGCAAACUGCGGCAGCCGUUCCAAAAUAUUUUUGUAGAGACUGGGAUUUCUCUCUUUCAGUGCCAGCUUGAUGCAUGGAAUAGACAGGAGGAUUCUGAAUGUCAUGGAUUCCAUUUCGUAGAUUUUGAUGGUGAUGACCCAAAUGAUGACACCUGUGGCAUUUGUGGAGAUGGUGGGGAUCUGAUCUGCUGUGAUGGCUGUCCUUCAACUUUCCAUCAAAGCUGCUUGGGUAUACAGAUGCUUCCUACAGGUGAUUGGCAUUGUCCAAAUUGUUCAUGCAGAUUCUGUGGGGGAGUUGGUGUUAGUAUUGCUCAGAAGGAUCCUGUAACUACCUCUGCAAUACCCAAAUGCAGUCUCUGUGAAAAAAAAUAUCAUCAGUUGUGUGUUGAGGAAACAGAUGUUGUUCCUGUUGAUUCCAAUAAUCCACACUCUUACUUUUGUGGCUUCAAGUGCAAACAGCUUUUUGAGCAAUUACAGAAGCUUCUCGGUGUUAAACAUGAGCUUGAAGACGGGUUUUCGUGGACUCUCAUUCAGCGUUGUGACUUGGACUCCGAUAUGUCUCCCCGUGUGCUGCCUCAAAGGGCUGAAUGCAAUUCUAAGCUAGCUGUUGCACUGGCUGUUAUGGAUGAGUGUUUUCUGCCCAUUGUUGACCGGAGGAGUGGGAUCAAUUUGAUUCACAAUGUUCUGUACAGUUGUGGAUCAAACUUUAAUCGUCUAAACUAUAGUAGCUUCUACACUGUUGUUCUGGAGAGGGGUGAUGAAAUCAUCUCUGCAGCAUCGAUCAGGAUCCAUGGGACAAGGUUAGCAGAGAUGCCCUUCAUUGGGACUCGUCAUAUUUAUAGACGCCAAGGAAUGUGCCGUCGGCUUCUAAAUACAAUUGAGUCGGUCCUCUGCUCUCUAAAUGUGGAGAAACUGAUCAUACCUGCUAUCUCCGAACUUAUGCAUACAUGGACUGUAGUUUUCGGGUUCAAACCUCUUGAGGAGUUGCACAAACAAGAAAUGAGAUCCAUGAAUAUGCUAGUAUUCCCUGGUGCAGAUCUUUUACAGAAGUUUCUGCUGAAGGAUGAACUCUCUGAGGGGAAUGUUAGUGCUGUUGAAGUUAUGGAGCCUGUUGUAGUCCAAAGCGGUGGCGAUAGGCCUAAGGCAGCAAUGGUAUACGAUAUUGGUUGUCCUGCUGAGCCUGAUGUCACUGCCUCUGAUAAGGGUGUUGUCCGUGAAGGUCAAGUAAAAACUGAAGAAGUUUCUGCUGUUGGAUCAAGUUUCCAGGAUACUGGUGGUUCUUCGCAUGAUACUUCUGAUGUGAUGCAAGGUCCAUUAGAUGGUCCUGCUAGUCCUAAUGUCUGUGCUUCUGAUGAGGAUGUUGUCUGUGAUAGUCAAGUAAAAAAAGAUGAAGUUGCUUCUGUUAGAUCUGGUUUCGAGGAUAUCAGUGGUUUGUCACAUGAUACUUCUGAUUUGAUGUGCAAUCCUUCAGAUGGUCCUGGUCAAGCAAUGUUUCAAGCUUUCACGGAGAGAAGCACGUCAUAUAAGUCUGAAGAAGUUUCUAUUGACUCCGCAUCUCUCCUUUAUUCUUGUCCCACACAAGAUGAACUUGUGAAAGAAAAAAAGCCUCCUGCUAUUCCUAAUGUCUGUGCUUCUGAUGAGGAUGUUGUCUGUGAUAUUCAAGUAAAAAAAGAUGAAGUUGCUUCUGUUAGAUCUGGUUUCGAGGAUAUCAGUGGUUUGUCACAUGAUACUUCUGAUUUGAUGUGCAAUCCUUCAGAUGGUCCUGGUCAAGCAAUGUUUCAAGCUUUCAUGGAGAGAAGCACGUCAUAUAAGUCUGAAGAAGUUUCUAUUGACUCCGCAUCUCUCCUUUAUUCUUGUCCCACACAAGAUGAACUUGUGAAAGAAAAAAAGCCUCCUGCUAUUCCUAAUGUCUGUGCUUCUGAUGAGGAUGUUGUCUGUGAUAUUCAAGUAAAAAAAGAUGAAGUUGCUUCUGUUAGAUCUGGUUUCGAGGAUAUCAGUGGUUUGUCACAUGAUACUUCUGAUUUGAUGUGCAAUCCUUCAGAUGAUCCUGGUCAAGCUAUGUUUCAAGCUUUCACGGAGAGAAGCACGUCAUAUAAGUCUGAAGAAGUUGCUAUUGACUCCGCAUCUCUCCUUUAUUCUUGUCCCACACAAGAUGAACUUGUGAAGGAAAAAAAGCCUUUGUCGGAUUCUGCUAUUGCAUUUACUACUCAAUCUAGUUCAGAGGGUGAGGAAGAUUGUUUUCUUGAAGUAAAGCUUGAUGUUGCUGGCACUAAACCUGAUCUUUGCUCUCUAGAGGAAAUUUCUCUGCAGAAAACUACCAAGAUAACCGAAUAG
Molecule: messenger RNA, 4796 nt
Organism: Telopea speciosissima
Lineage: Eukaryota; Viridiplantae; Streptophyta; Magnoliopsida; Proteales; Proteaceae
Exons: 9
Coding region: 423-4796 (1457 amino acids)
Biological process (GO): negative regulation of DNA-templated transcription
Molecular function (GO): transcription corepressor activity
Source: RefSeq, a predicted model, not a curated record